Messenger RNA from Phytomonas sp. Hart1, 1239 nucleotides. NCBI's taxonomy places the organism in Eukaryota, Euglenozoa, Kinetoplastea, Trypanosomatida, Trypanosomatidae. The record is from the annotation of a GenBank genome assembly.
AUGGCAUUCCGAACAACCAAAAAGCUUAGUGCCGUAGUGCAUGAUGAUAACCCAUACAGUCGUCUUAUGGCCCUUCAACGCAUGGGGGUUGUUGAGGAUUAUGAAGCCAUUCGCUCCAAGGCCGUCGCGAUCAUCGGAGCCGGUGGAGUGGGCUCCGUCGUGGCUGAGAUGUUAACCCGCUGUGGGAUUGGCAAGAUUCUCCUCUUUGACUAUGAUACGGUCGAGCUGGCGAAUAUGAACCGACUUUUCUACCGGCCAGAGCAGCAAGGCAUGAAGAAGGUGGCUGCGGCGAAGACAACUUUGGAAGAGAUUAACCCGGACACCAGUGUGGUCCCCUACGCCUUCAACAUCACGCACAACGACCACUGGGAGGAUUUCGUAAAAGCCUUGACGGAGGGCGGCAUGUCACCCGGCAAGGCCGUGGAUUUACUCUUGUGCUGUGUGGACAACUUCCAAGCCCGGCUGGCUGUGAACAUGGCGUGUUUAACCCACUCCAUUCCCUGGAUGGAGAGUGGGGUGUCCGAGAAUGCCGUCAGCGGGCACGUCCAGCUUCUCCUGCCCGGCGUCCUGCCCUGUUAUGAGUGCUGCCCUCCCCUUGUGGUUGCGAUGGGGCUGCCGGAGGCCAAACGCGAGGGCGUCUGCGCGGCCUCGCUCCCCACCACAAUGUCCAUCAUUGCGGGAUUUCUCGCGCAAAACACGCUGAAAUUCCUGCUGAACUUCGGCACCGUUAGUGAGUAUAUCGGCUACGACGCGAUGCAGGACGUCUUUCCCCGGAUCACAAUCAAGGCGAACCCGGAGUGCGGGAGUAGCAUCUGCGUACUCCGGCAAAAACAGUACGCGAAGAAAGUGGAGGAGAUGGGGGAGGCGGCGCAUCCGCUCUACGCGGCCCGCAAAGCGCGCGAGGUGCGGGAGGCAAAAAAAGAAGUGGCCGCCAAGGAGCGCGCGAAGGCGUGCGCCGCGGAGUGGGGAAUUACGGUCGAAGACCAAGGAAAAGCCAGUCUCGUGCCCUCAGAUGCCGUCCUUGGAAGCUUCGAAAAGGUUCACGAUCGGCAGACAAUGUCGUCAACAGGUGAGGGUAACGACAAGAAGCCAGCGGUGGAGUACGCCUAUGUAAGGGAGGCUGAGAUCGGCGGAACCCUCACUGGUGGGGAGUCAAACGCGUCAUCGGCGGGGGAGCGCGUGGGCAUAGUAGAUGAAUCGAUCGAGGAGCUCAUGAUGCGCAUGAAAUCCCUUCGCUAA